Myripristis murdjan (pinecone soldierfish) is the source of this 858-nucleotide messenger RNA. RefSeq names its product short transmembrane mitochondrial protein 1 (gene stmp1). The coding region runs from base 149 to 289 and encodes 46 amino acids. The transcript is spliced from 3 exons. The record is from RefSeq and is a predicted model, not a curated record. NCBI's taxonomy places the organism in Eukaryota, Metazoa, Chordata, Actinopteri, Holocentriformes, Holocentridae. Gene Ontology annotation, cellular component: respiratory chain complex.
CUGUACGCAUGCGCACAAUCAUUGUUGACGACAUUACUGCUAACGUUAGCCAAAUAUCUCAACUCCAACCUCAACUGUCAGCUCGGUAGUCAGUGACACAGUUUGCUGUUGACUGGCAAAGUUGAAGCGGACUUUAUUUUUUUCCACCAUGCUACAAUUCCUGGCUGGCUUCACCUUGGGGAAUGUUGUGGGGAUGUACCUCGCCCAAAACUAUGAUGUUCCCAACAUAUCCAAGAAAAUAGAGGCCUUCAAGAAAGAUGUGGAGGCCAAGAAGAAGCCUCCAGAGUGAGAAAAGGCUCUGUGAUGCCAGCAGGAACCGAGGAACAUACUAAACAAACUGAGAGAUGAUGAUGUGCACUGCAGAAAAAAAAAUAUUUAUUUUUGUAGGUUUCAUUUCAUCUUAAAGUUUAAUGAGUGUACAUGAACAACAAGGAGAAAUCAUGUAAAAUAUUUAUGAUGAUAUUAACAGUGCCUGAGAUAGUAUUUUUUUUCUUACUUUUAGGCUUGUGUUCUCAAUGUAGCCUAUUUUUAAGAUAAAUUGUGCCAUAACUGGAUUUAAAGAAUAUUACAAUUAACUUGUGGGAUCACUUUUAGUCCAGCAUCAUGGCACUGCUGACCGGACUUUUAUACGAUGCACUGUGGUGUUUUUUGCUUAAAACAUAACAUUCAUAAUCUCUACUUUGGCUGUACAGUAUGUACUCUCUAAACUGAACAUACAGCAUGCUAUUUUGUUCCAGCAGGUUUGGAGAUUUUCUCUCACACUCUCAAACUAUUACUAAUAAUUCCAUAUGUUUUUGUGAUAUUGGCUCAAAUACACCUCUGAACCAGUCAGUUUCCAAUAAAGUUGUUAAAUAUGAA